UUACAAAUGUCCGCUAACGUGUCACUCAUUCACGCAUUCAGUGCCUCAAAGGUGUUAUUUAUUGAUCUCCACACCAUUGUUAAGUCGAUACUCCGUAAACACAAUAAAAUAUGUACGUAGAGACACCAUCCUUCUGUUUCUUUUUAAAGAAGGAAGAACGAAAUUUCUGAUUGGUUAGAAUGUCGGACGUAGCUCAGAAACCGCGCCGAAAAAAAUUAGAAGUUCCUAUACACAACGCGGGAGACGAUGUCAAAAUUGAUACGAAGAAGACAUACAGUGCCAACUUUCACUCUAGAAGGUACAAACACAGGGAGGAGAAAUCGCCACAGGAGAACGAUUUACAAAAGAUCAGCAGGCGGCACCUCAGCAAGGAAAAUGCGAGACUUGCUAAGGAGAACGAAGACGUCAUCAUCAAAUUCAACGAGCUCGAGGAGCUCAGCGUGAGAAAGAUCCUCAAACUCAAAGAGAAAAUUUCGUCGCUGCAAAGUCUGAACGAGGAGGUCUCCAAAGAGAAUAGCUACUUAAAAGAACAUUCGCAGGAGCUUCUAAGCACUCUUGAAGACCUCAAAGUCCAGUUAGAAAUCACCAAACACUGCCGGAGUUGCGAAGAUUUUAAACGCACGAUCCAGAAACUCACCGAAGAUAAUUCUGUUCUUCAAAACACUAAGAAAGAUCUAGAGGAAGACGUGAACAUGCUGAAAACCGUAGUUUACCGUUUGAACGUCCAAAUGGAACGCUACCAGGAGAAGCUUCGAACGCUGAACCUCAGGGUCGUCACACCCCAACAACAAAGCUUGGAGAAUAUUCCGGUGGUCGAUGGGCACGACCCUGGGAUUUUUGAGUUACAUAGGGACCAUUCGCACACACCCAUUUCGUGGGGGAAGGUUAAUAACCACACUCUGGGGCCACUUCUGGACGCUUACCAAGACACUAUCAAUGAAAAAGACGAAAUUAUCGAAAACUAUGAACGAGAAAUUGGUGAUUUUACCGGAAAGUUGAAACAGGUGCUAAAAGAGAACGAAUUUCUUCACAAAAAUUUGACAGAAGACGUCGACUGUAGUUCCAAGUUGAAAGAAGAAGUGAAGAAUUUGAAACAGGAACUGAAAACUUUGAAAGAGCAGAACGACGUUUUGAUCAAGAAGUGUGCUUUAAAGCAAGACAAGCUAGAAGAGGUUUUGAAGUGUUACGAAUACAAAGUUGAACAAUUGAAGAGAGAUUACUCUGUUAUGCACGAACAGUACUGUAAAAGCAGAACCGAAGUAACAAUUUUGAAAGAAAAGAACAAAUCGCUGGAGGAUGUUCACGAGGAGUUUAAAAGUGAACGCCAGGCUUACAUUCCGGUGUCAGUUCACACGGCCAGCGUGAACGAGUGCAAAAAGUGGUACGAAGAGUUGAAAUUGCAGUACGAUCAAGAGAAACUAAAACUGAAAGAAAACAUAGAAAGUCAAGCCAAAGCAAUUGACGAUUUGGAAAAGAAAAUCGCGCAACACACCAAAGAAAAAGAGGAAUUAGAUAAUACGAUCAAACACUUAGAAAAGCAAAUCAAAAAAGGGGAGGCCAAAUACUUAGAGCUCGACCACACCUUAAACGAAGUACAAUUCGCCAAAAGCGCCUGCCGCAAACAAUUAAACAAAGCUAUGAACUUUGCCAAAGAUUUAGUCGCAGAGCAAGAAACUCUUCUGAAGGCGUUGAACCAGAGGCAGCAGGAGAACAAAGCCGUGAAGAAAAUCGGGUGUGAUAUAGCGACAAGGAUGGACACGUUGAGGAAUCAGUUGAAGGAUGUUCAGAGGGACGCUUGGCAGGAGUUGUCUACUGUUGAAAAGAGGAUUCAGGAUCAGCAUGAGGAGAUGGAAGCGUUGAAACAGGAACACACUGCGGAAAUUGAUAGGUUGCAGAAGAUUAUAAAGGAACAAGAGAGUAAUUCGUUGCUCAAAGAUCAAGCGAAGCUUCCAGUUUCACACUACCUACUUUUCAGGGAGAAACAUAAGUGAUUUUUAUUGAGAAAAAUUUUAGUACGUGUAGAAAUUUUAUAUGGGGUAUUGAUUUUGCGAAUA
Messenger RNA from Zophobas morio, 2054 nucleotides. It is a transcript of the gene Cep89, whose product is annotated as Centrosomal protein 89kDa. Gene Ontology annotation, biological process: cilium assembly; chemical synaptic transmission; mitochondrion organization. NCBI's taxonomy places the organism in Eukaryota, Metazoa, Arthropoda, Insecta, Coleoptera, Tenebrionidae. The record is from RefSeq and is a predicted model, not a curated record. The transcript is spliced from 6 exons. Gene Ontology annotation, cellular component: centriole; ciliary transition fiber. Bases 180 to 1991 code for a protein of 603 amino acids.